Exophiala mesophila is the source of this 3377-nucleotide messenger RNA. RefSeq lists its product as uncharacterized. Lineage: Eukaryota; Fungi; Ascomycota; Eurotiomycetes; Chaetothyriales; Herpotrichiellaceae. The transcript has a single exon. The coding region runs from base 475 to 3219 and encodes 914 amino acids. The record is from RefSeq and is a predicted model, not a curated record.
CUCGCGUGCGCUUCUCGAGCCCAUUCCAAGACUUCAAUUCUGCUACACCCGCGUACAUUAUAGAUCAUGCCCCAUCGGGUCUUCAAUCCGUUGUAUUUGCUGUAUUCUUAGAGUUGACGUUUGCCAGCUGCCAUCCCAUUGUUCCCACAUCCUCUGUCACCACCGUCGUCCUUUGUUUGGCAAUCAUUCCUUGGUCAGACCUUCCUCUCGUCCUCCAUCGCGCCCCCGCUCCUACUCAAGUCAGACAUCAGACGUGGAAAUCUACUGUUUCUAAGCGCAUCGCAGUCGCAGCUUCAAGUCGACGUCUUCAAGGCUGGUCAAAAACACCAGGGGACGUCCCGUCGCCUUCGACAUCGCGUCAGAAAUACCCGUCUCGUAGCCCAAGAUGUGUUGAGAAACUCGUUCCCACCUCUCACCACCUAGUCCGAACCCUGUGCAUGUUCUGGCCCUUGAGACAGCAAACAGACUCAGGCAAUGGCCUAUGCCUCCUUAGCCCAACAGGAGCAUGAGCUCGACGCACACUCACCCGAGCCCUUGGACACAACCAGUCAGGUCAACUCUCCUGCGUUUGACCGCCUGCAAGAUCACGAUGCCCCCAACAAUCUCGACCAAGGCCCUCCUGUUUCUUCGAUUCUCCAGUCGCUGGGCUCAAGUCAGUCGUAUGAGAUGGUAGAAGAUGAUGAUUAUGAAGAUCACAUGGCGACUCCUAUGGGACUGGCUUUAGAUGUACAGGCUCCAUCAUAUCCCUUGCCAAGGGAUGAUGUCGAAUUCCAACCGUCCGACUCUCCUCCCAUGAGGACUGCCUCCAUAAGUCGAAACCUACCCCUCAAACACCCUACCCCAGACUUGCAUGCCAUCCAAGGCGCCUUGGCCAAGAAUGUCGAGCGUUUGGAAGAGUCUGCCGAAAGGUUAAGCAUGACCUCUAGCCUGGAAGAAGAACUGCAAAAGAUGAAGCAAGAUCAAAGGCGGAUAGAAAGACAAUCCUCUGCGCCAGUCACAUCUGAUCGUCCAAUCCGACCAUCCGUGCAAAGACAGUUUUCAACUGGCUCCUGGUCCAAUUCCAUCAUUGGUAUCAACCAGACCGCAAGACAUGGUGGCUAUUCACCUUCUGGCUAUAUUACCUCUCCAACAGGCUCCAUCUCUAAUCCCCAUAGCCUCGACAGACAUUCCUCAAAAGGAAGCCGUCGAGAGCAUUCUUUACCUGAACCUCUCUUAGAGGGACGCCCACUUGAUUUCGCUUCAGUUGCUCGCGCACCUGUUGCUAUCAUUCCAGACCAAGGGGUCACCGUGGCCUCCCCUGACGCACUCGACAACCAGAAUGUCAAUGAACGUCCUGCUACAUCAGCAUCCAACGAAACAUACCGACAGGCUGAAUUUGCUUUCAAUGACUUUGAUGGAGUGCAUUUCGAUCUCCCUUCAUCCAGAACCAACUCAUUCUCUCGCCGAAUUUCUCUUAAACAUCCUCCUCUGGCAAAAGACGCCAAGGCAUAUCGAGAAGUCCAGCCGGGUGAAAAAAUGAUAUACUACCCAGCCCCGGUCCCUGUCAUGCUCAACCUCCCCCAGCGGCUCUCAAAGGCCAAUCAAGGCGAGAAAGAAAGACGACGCCUUCAGGGCAUCAGCGGUAUACCUGCCGAGUUGCGCAAAUCCGCUGCCUGGUUGAAGGAUCAAGAUUCAACUAAAUUACAUGGCUCAAAGGAAAGUCUGAGCCUUCCUCCACAGCUGCGUGCCAGUGCUUUCUUCGAACAGCCUAGCAUAACCCAAAACCUUGAGCUGAAGAAUGGGUCCGCAGUUCAAACACUCGACAGUAUUCUGGAUGCUGCAGCAUAUGCACCUGUCAGUGCAUUCACUGAUCAUCCGAUCGCCGGUCAACUUGGAAAGGAGGUUUAUGGCCCUGACAGCCGUCCGCGGAAGAGCGUUCAGUUGCCGAAUGAUCAGACAAAGAAGCGACGCAACUCGAUGGGCAAUCUACUCAAAGUGAAACGCUCUUCUUCCGCCACCAUGCUGACACGCACCAAGUCGAGAGAUUCGAAAGUAAUGCUGGAAGGCGACGACUUUGCUAGCGGAGACGAGCUGGACCGAGCUACCGCGAAGGCUAUGGCUCCAGACGCCGAUGAAAUGGCAUCUGAUCAUGAUUCCGAUGACCAAGGCCAGACCUUUAAUGCUCCACCAACAACCCUGCUGGCCGAGCUGCAGAUGCGCAAGGAGCAACAAAAACUCCGAAACAGGACUGCCGCCAACGCCUUCCCCACUGGCAUGCACUCGACACUGUUGGAGUUGGAUGCAGUUACACAACUUCAACAAAAAGCUCGAAAAACUAAGCAUGUCACGUUAGCAUGGGAAGACCACGAGGAGGCGGACAAACAGAACUAUGACGACGAAGACGUUCCUUUGGGAAUGCUCUUUCCGGAGAAGGAUCGUGCCGAACAUUUCAACGCUCAUCGCCCCGUAGGCUUGCUCGAGCGACGCGAACGAGAAGAUAAUGAACCUCUGAGCCACCGACGCGCGAGACUCCGUGGUGAACCCUUACCCGCACCAGAUGCGGAUACAAAGAGUCAGCACGAAACAGUUAGUCGACCACCUGUCAUUGAAGAUGUCCCUGGAUUGUCGCAGCCGCCGUUACCGGAACAGGACGACGAAACGCUGGCUGAAAGAGCGGCAAGAAUCAAAUUAGAAAAGACAAAUGGCUCGGGAGGUCAAUUCGCCGCUGAGCUGACGGCCCAACUUGGCCUCGAUAUGGAUAAGGGAAAACCAUCUGCCACAACGCCGGAUCCCGAAGAGACCUUAGGCCAACGCAGGAGGAGGCUCAAGGAAGAGGCCCUGCGGAAUGGCGGCGGUUCUACGAGCAAACCACAACUGAGCUCAAUGCAUAGCCUAGCGGAUAUCUUGCACUCGCACCCCGUUGGCGUGCACGCCGCCCACGCCUCGAACAUGUCCUAUGGGACGCCAGUCUUGGAUACGAACCCCAUGCGUCAGAGCAGCAUGUUCAUGAAUCAGCCAUACGGAAAUUAUAGUCCUGCAAAUUUCCCUUAUAUGAGAAAUGCGUACAAUGCUUCGAUGCCAGCAAUGUACGCGGCCCCUCUCCCCAUGUAUAUGCAGAAUCAGAUCGCCGCUUAUCAACCCGGGUUCAGUCAGCCUUAUAUUCAGGACCCAAUGUCGGGCCCUCCCUUGGAUUCAAAACAGAGAGCGAAGAUUGACCAGUGGCGACAGAGUGUUGUUUAGCGAAAGGAUUGGAAACCGCCGUUGGAAGGACACCUCAGCUGCAAAGUGUCACGUGAAGGGUGUAUAUUCACGAAACCCAGUGUAUGAGUAUGACUAUGGCAACAAGGCUGAAGAUGAAUGAAAUGCGAAGAUGAUUACAGUAUAUCCGCAGCCAAUUC